Messenger RNA from Bombyx mori (domestic silkworm), 7417 nucleotides. Its product is annotated as monocyte to macrophage differentiation factor. The record is from RefSeq and is a predicted model, not a curated record. The transcript is spliced from 4 exons. The coding region runs from base 602 to 1399 and encodes 265 amino acids. Lineage: Eukaryota; Metazoa; Arthropoda; Insecta; Lepidoptera; Bombycidae. Gene Ontology annotation, cellular component: membrane. Gene Ontology annotation, molecular function: pore-forming activity.
UUCCAUUCUUAAAAUAAAAAAUCGCACAAAUAAAUUACUAAAUUAUUAAAUCACUUAAUAGGUGCGUGUACACAGGGCGUUAAUAAACACUGAUAUUGGGCUUUGUAUUGUGACUGGCCAAUGUCAUUAACAAACCUGUUUUUUUAAAUAAGAUGCUGUGAGCCCGUCUUCCAAUCAACGUAUGAAAAAUAUUGCCAACGGAAAACUGCUAGUUCAGAGUUUUAAAUUCUUUUGAGAUAAGAAAUAAAUGUUGUAACAGAGAACCAUCAAUACCUUCUAUUAAUUUACUGAAAAGUGUUAUAAGCUUACCUUAUUUUUUCUUUCAGUAAACUUUGUAAUAGAGGUUUGAGGAAAAUCAAACAUCAGUCUGGUAACCAAAGUCAUACGGUCAACUCAAUAAAUUUUUCAUUCUGUCAAGUACUGUUGAUAGGAGCGGUCACGCUUCGCAGUCUAACCAAGUACGUCUUGGAAAGAAAACAAGAAAAAAAUGUAAUUUUAAAACUAACAUGAAUAUUAUAAAUGUAGUUACCAGAUUCAGCUUACACGCAUUAGCCUCAUGACCAUUUACUAACACUAAGCACUAACGAGGUACGACGUGCAAAUGGGGGAAGUUGUAAGCCUGUUUUCUGUGAUAAUAAUGAAAUUUAAAUCUAAAUUCAAUGAAAGUAAAAUAUAUUUCCAAUAUGAUCUUCCUUGGGAAAGACUCAAGAGUGUGAAGUGGAUGAAUGAACGUGCUACUUCCAAUAAGGCAUAUGUGCCUACCACGGUGGAGAAUGUAGCAAAUGUCUGUACCCACGCAUUAUGCGUGGCCCCGGCUUCGCUCGGAGCGCGGGAACUUCUCUCUCGCUCCGUGAAUGCGCCCCAGGCCAUCGCAGCUGUAGUGUACGGACUAGCACUGUGUCUUCUCUUCGCAGUAUCCACCACCUUCCAUUCAGUGUGCUGUUGCAAGUCUGAUACUAAAAUGAAACACUUCCUGCAUCGCUGUGACCGUGCCAUGAUCUACAUAUUCAUCGCUAGCUCUUACUUCCCGUGGCUGACGGUGGGCACGCUCUCCUGUUGGAUGCUCAGGGAACUGCGCUGGGCGAUCUGGCUGCUGGCCGUGCUGGGCAUCACGUACCAACAGAUAUUCCACGAGCGAUACAAGAUGUUGGAGCUGCUACUGUAUCUCGUGAUGGGACUGGGUCCCGCGGCGAUCAUAGUCACGUCAAAUCACCAGUUUCCUGCAAUGUGCGAUCUGAAGCUCGGCGGCAUUCUCUACCUCAUGGGCGUGUUCUUCUUCAAGUCUGACGGGCGGAUACCCUUCGCUCACGCCAUAUGGCACGUGUUCGUCGCCCUCGCAGCCACGGUACACUACCUAGCCAUCUUACGCCAUCUCUUCCCUGAGUUAAAAUCGCAAUGAAGACUGCACGUCCCCUUAGAACAGCGGUCGGGGAACUUUUUUAAGUAUUACAUAACAAAAAACAAACGAAAUCGCUUCUUUUUAUUAUCUUUCAUAUUAUAGCCCCCAUGAUAAUUUUGAAAAGAAAAGAAUAACAAAAAAUUUAACGAUUUUAAAGAAGUUUCACUUCAAUAUAUUAUUAUAUUUUUUACUUUUUUUUAAGUGAUUUUAUGACCGGGUAACUGAGACCUUUAAGUCAUGUCUUAUUUUAAUUUAUAUUCAUAUUUUUAUGAAAAAUGAUAUUAUGGAGUGAAAUGAAAUAAAGAUGAUUAAUUUGAAACAUUAAUCAACUGGGAUGAAAUUAAAUGAAAUGAAAUGGGAUGAAAUAUAAUCUCAGUAAAAUUGUGGUCAUUUACUAAGAUUUUUUCAGUGGACUUUUUGGAGGAUCUCGAGAAGUUACGUCCAGCGGCUUUGUUUCAGUUUCCCACAUUUGUGCAGUUUCACAGAUAUUAAACAGUUAAUAAACUACCAUUAUUACACAUUUAAACCCGAAGAAACACUAAAUAGACAAAAUAAAACAAAUCACACAACUUCACUCCUCGCGUUCCCGCCAAAAAGUCUAUUUUUUUUUACUCACAAAAGUUUCAUUUUUACUACCCAAAAUUUAUUUUACCCCAUUUGGGGUAAUUUACCCCGGUUCCCUGACCGCUGCCUUAGAAUCUCUCCCGACCUUGAAUUUCAAUUAAAGCUCUCUAAUUCUAUUUUCGUGCGAGGUCACAGAACGAGUAAUUCCCUAGACAGAAUGUCCGCAAAAUGGAAGAUCCGUUGUAUGCGCAGCUAUGUUCACUGCGCGUUUGAGACGUGUCUAAUUAUUUGUGAUGAUGUGUAAUGUAGAUGUCGCAGCUACGGUUCAUUGGGCAUCUGCGUUUCGCCAAAAAUACGUAAAAACGAGGUAGACAUUCGGUUAGACUAGAAACUGACAUCACUACGAAAUAUAAGAUGCACGUUUGCACGGCACGUUGCGCGCUUUCGUUUGACGAAAUAAAUCUUCAGAAUGAUUCGGAUUCGUAAGGUCGGAUUUGCUGUGUGACGUUUUUUGGCCUGUCCUUGGGAUUUUUUUUCCUAUCUAAGCCUUGAGAGGCUAUUUCAGCGUAACCUUAACUAGUAGGUGAGCUCGCGGGGCUAAAACCUGACGACGUUGCUUACACGAACCCUAGCAAGGACCGUGCUUCGCAGAAUCUACCACCGGACCGGAAACGCGAUCCACUGAGAAAAUCCGACGAAAAACUCAGUGGGCUGUGUCUAUGGGUGGAAUUUCGAUUAGAUAUCUAUAACAAUCAGAUACAAUUCGAAAAGUUGGAUAUCCGACCUUAUGGCGUUGAUAUCCAGAAAUAUGUAUUCGUUAAUACACAAGAUGUAGCGUAUCUAUGUUUAUAGCGAAUGUAUUUAAGUAUGGUGGUAGGACAUCUUGUGAGUCCGCGCGGGUAGGUACCACCGCCCCGCCUAUAGCUGCCGUGAAGCAGUAAUGCGUUUCGGUUUGAAGGGUGGGGCAGCCGUAGUAAUUGUACUGAGAUUUUAGAACUUAUAUCUCAAGGUGGGUGGCGCAUUUACGUUGUAGAUGACUAUGGGCUCCAGUAACCACUUAACACCGGGUUGGCUGUGAACUCGUCCUCCCAUCUAAGCAAUAAAAAAAAUCUACGCCUAUGUACGCCUUUGCCGGUAAAGUGCCAUAAUGCAGUAAAAUGUAACUAAUUUAUGACCUCUUGCAAUUUAACGAGAGUGGAUUUCAAUACUGCAACGUGCUAUUUCGUAGUGAAAGUUUUAAAAUAUUUUAUUAGGAUGAUUUUAAGGUAAGAUUUAGUUCACGCAUCGUGAACACCUCCCAGAGUUUAAUGUAUUCCAAAUUAACAAAUUAUUACGGAUCAUCCGAAUAUACAAAAAAUGUUCUCAUGAAAGAAAUACUCUUAGAAUAAAAAGUUUAUAAUUAAUUAAUGUAUUGUGGUUGUUGUUAUCAAACUCUUUGGGACUAACUUGUUGGGUUAGGUUAGGUACUGGCUGGUUCUGCGCUCGGCCAAACGUUCGAAGAUGUAUAUGUAUAUUUUGUAGAAUAAUGUUAUUAAAUAAUAUUGUUGUAGUUCUGUAGUAUCUCAGAAUCUCGCGACCAAUCCAAUCCUUUUUAGAUUAACUAUUAAAAUGUUUAGAAAUUUUUAGAGAUGUUUAUAUUCUAUCUUAUACCUAUAUUACGGAACUCUGUUUAAUAUUUAUACAUAAUAUGUCGAAGUUUUUUCUCCGGUUUUAGUCUAUGUAGUUAGUUUAAUGUACUAUUCUGUAGGAUAAAAAAAAUUCCAAGCUAUUUUGUUAAAUUUACGUCCCAAUUUUUAAUUACGGUUUGCUCAAUCACUCAAGUGAAUAGCAAAAAAAUCUCUCUAGAAUUUUGUAUGUAUAACUAUUAUUGCCUCGUAUAGUAAAAUACAGAUUCUUAACAAUAGCGUCGAUGAUACAAACCGAAAUUUUAUGUCGUUUUCAAAGUGUCAGUCUUUCAUCUUCGCUAACAAAAUGUAAUUUUCAUUAUUGUAGUCAGGUCUUAACACCGCUGACCUGUUCGAUAAAGUAAAGAAACAAUUUUAAAACAGUGCAUUGUUCUUCGGAAAGUAUAACACAAUGGUUGACUAUCGAAAGUGAAACAUGUCACUGGUACAUCCGUUGAUGGCUAGGUCAUUAGUGUAUAAUCUGUGGACGGAUCGUUGUCCGCCGCGUUCAUUGUGUAGAUAUUGCCCACAUUUGACCUUUCGAUCUAAACGACAGAAUCAUGGCAUCUAUAUAUGUAUCUAUUUGUAUUUGUUUGGCGGAACAAAAAAUGUAUUUUUUUUUUCAUAAAUUCGGCCCUUGUUUUAUUUUUAGACAUUGUGGAAUAAUAAAAAUGUAUAGUUUUGAUACAUCUAUAGUCUGGCCUUCAAUCGUUUCACGCUAUAAAAAUGCCAUGUAGAUGAAACGUGAAAAUUGUUUAAUUUUGGGACACUUAGCAUACUGGUAGUAUUACAAAACAUAUUGUUUUUUUUUUAACAUUUUCUAGUCAAUCUAUAUGUUACAAAAGAAUAUCAUUUUAAUGUUUUUUGUUUUUUUGGUGAGAAAACCCUUUAUUUUAUACAAAAUUUUAAGAAAAUUACAGAAUAAAAUUGUUUUGAACGCAUGUACUAUAUUGGAUUUCGUAAGUUUUAACAGGGUAAAAGACAAGGAUGCACAAUUAUUAUUUUGAACAUAGAAUUGGUUUUACGUCUUCUGUUAAUCGAAAGCGAUGUAUGGAAAUCAUUAAAAGUAUAUAAUUAAAAUGUAUCUAGUUUUUAUGUGUAAGUGUUCGUUCUGUCUGCAGUGGAAAUAUAGUUGUAAGUGUGGCAUUGUUAUGAUCAAGUUUUAGCUAUAACGUCCCGGAUACUAUUAGGGUCCUUCGAUUGAACACCUUAUUACUGUACCGUUUUUUUUUUUUAAUUGAAGGUAAUAGAACAAACUUAUGCAGCACAUAGUUAAUUUAAAAUUAUUUUCUUCCUGGAAUUACACUAGAGAUAUUAUUUAAGUAAAGUAAAUACAUUAAUACAAUAAUGUCCAAUUUAGGAACAAUUAAAACUGUGCUUACGAUUUAAUAUUGCUAUUUGACUGUCAUUAUUGACGACUUUUCGAAUAUUCUACAUUGGUCGUGGUCACGGACGAAGAAAAUGUUCUAUUCCAAUUUAUGGUGUUUAUUCGAUUCAUAAUGUUUCUUAUAACGUGCCACUUUUGUAGCACACAUUCGUUCAUCCAUGGACAUAGUAUAUUCAUGGAAAGUAAUCCAAAUUGUUAUAUAUAUUAUGUAGUCUUGUCGAGAUGUGGAUCUUCUUUAGGUAACUAUAUGUUUUUAUUGUUAUUUUGAAUGGAAAAAAUCAUUAAAUGAUUGUAUUGAUGGUCACAAUUUCUUUGAUUGAUUCAAAACUUACAAUAUUCGAGCAGUAUAAAACAAAAAUUUUAAUAUUUUAUUACUGACUUGUAUUAUAAAUUUAGAUAUGAAGUUUCUUGAUUUUGUUUCAAUCAAAUUUAAGAGUUUUUGGACACUUUUAGGGUGGCAUACUCUCCAUCAUAUGAAAAAUAGGAAUAUAUUUGGCUCCACAAAACAAAGUCUGAUCACAAUUUAGGACAAAACGUUUUGCCUUCCGUGUAAUCUCUUAGUUAUAAGUUUGUCAAUGGAAGCUCGUCUACAUCAUCAUUUCCUUCUUCUUUUUUGACUUUCACGGUUUUUAAGCAAAACAUUUUGAAGUAUAUAAAAUUUAAUUGUCGUCAUCAGAAACCUUUAAUACCCAAUGAUAUUUAACAAUUUUUAUAGGCGUUAGAAAGGUAUGUUGUAUUUAUACAGUAAAAUACAUUUAAGGAGCUGAAAAUUCUCGGUUACUGCAUUUUCUUUUCCGAUUAUGAAAUUUCCAUCCGGAAUUUGAAAAAAAAAAGUUACUUGAACAAGAAUCGCACAGUUGUUUGAUCGUAGAUAGGCUACGGACGCUUCAGAUCUCAACGAAAUGCUCUAGGAUUUGCUUCUGGUGAUAACGCAUAAUUGAAGUUCCUAUGUAAAAUACGAUAAGCAUAAACCAGUGAAGAUUCAAUUUAAAUUCCCACAGUGCAAUAAGAUUGUAAAAAAGACAUUUAAGACCAAAAAUUUAAACAAAUCUUUAAUAUCAUUUCCAAAGAUACUUCUAUAGAAAUUUAUAUUUAGAAUUAUUUAGAAAAUAAGAUCCGUUUUCAGUGGCGAUUGGAUUUUAAUUGCUCAUACCAGUGCUUACGUACUAUCCUUGACUUAUACGAUGGAGUAACGUAAGUGAUUCAGGCAGCGCAUCUGAGAUGCUAUUGAGAUGUAGAAUGAGUAAAUGUAAUUUUAAGAUUUAAAGAAUCUCAUAAAGGAAAACCUCAUAUUCUGCGUCAGUAUACAAAAAGGGCAUUCAGUCUUCUGAUAGAAAAUCUUUAAGCUCUUUGAUAAUAGUGAUUAAUGCUAACUUGAAACUGAACAUGAAACUUGCAUGAUAAAAUUUCAUCAUGUCGUCGUGUCGUGUUAAUGGCUAUUUGGUUUAAGCAACAUUUCGCUUAUUAGUGAUAUUUAUCUUUGUAACUAAUGUUCCGUUUUAUUUCGUCUUAGUAUCGAUUUUCGUUAUCGAUAUUUAUCGAUAUUCGAUGUUUUUAAUUGAACUUCAAAUAUGUUUAUCCCGUUUAUCCCCAUGAUAUUUUUGCAAAUUUUAAACUUUAGGUGGGUCUCUUGUACAGAUUUUUUACUGGUGGUAGGGCCUCUUGUGAGUCCGCGCGCGUAGGUACCACCACCCUGCCUAUUUCUGCCGUGAAGCAGUAAUGCGUUUCGGUUUGAAGGGUAGGGUAGCCGUUGUAACUAUACUUGAGACCUUAGAACUUAUAUCUCAAGGUCGGUGGCGCAUUUACGUUGUAGAUGUCUAUGGGCUCCAGUAACCACUUGACACCAGGUGGGCCGUGAGCUCGUCCACCCAUCUAAGCAAUAAAAUAAAAGAUGUAAAAUGUCGCUUAAACCAAAUAGACUCGCACGUCGAUAUGUUUUCAGUUUUUCUGAUGUUAUAAAUAAUGUUAUUGCGAUUAGUGUUCUUCCUUAAUUUAAUUAAAACGUUUUUGCGUGUGUUCUUUCUUUAAAAAUUUUCAUUUUUUUUUGGCUUAGUAUUAUAAUAUGACAUAUUACAUAAAAAUUAUAUAAUUUAGAGUUGUACUGUUUUUCCUUUGAUAAGAAUUUAGGAAUUGCUACAAAAUAUUUUAUAAUAGUAAACAUAACAGGACUGUUAUAUACCAUGAUAUAUAACAUGGCUAUUGGACCAUGGACCUCCUCAGUAUAACAUUGUUUAUAAAAAAUAUUACUGUCUUAUAGAUUAUUCUCAGUAUUCUAUCAAGUGGUUGUCAUAAUUUUUAAUGAAGUUUUAAUGUAAUUUAAUUAAUAUUACCACUGAUUAUGGGCCCUGGUAUAGUUUUGUAGAGGUUUUUGGGAACUCAGUAAAUAAACGUUUUACAAACAAA